AUGCAACGGCUCCAUCCACGACAGCUGUCUCCAUCAUCAUCAUCAAUAACAACAUCCUCCUUCAGCGCUUCAUCCCUCACUCCUUCUCCAACCAGUAUAUCCACUACACCAAUACCAUCACCCAACAUUACAACCCAAACACCACAGCCCUCCGAUACCAAAUCGCCCUCAGCAGCACAAGUCGCCAUCCCCGUCCUCGGUGCAGUCGCAGGAACAAUUUUGAUCUUCCUCUGUCUCGCCCUCUUCAUCACCUACCAAGUCAAGGCAGUCGUCCGCUUCAGAGAAGCUCAGAUCCUUGCCAAAGCCGAAGCCGAAGCCAACAACAACAAUAACGACGACAAAGACUCCAGCAACAGUAGCGAUCCAACAGAGUACCUCGAAGAAAAAGGAGGACCCCCCGGACGAUCAGGCGCAGUUCAGUUCACUGACAACAGCCAGGCAUUACUCUACCGACCCUUCCUGUCCUCUCCAAUAACACCUUCCGCUCCACCAGCUCCACCAGGGUACACAAGGAGCCCACAGAGCAUCGUCAUCGGGAUCGACCAGAUUGAAAAGAAGGCCUCUGCUGGUGGUGGUGUUGAUGGUGGUGUCCCUGCGGGUUGGAAGACGGAACCAUGGCAGCAACCCAAGGGUCGUAGUCCACAGGACCACUUGAAGCAAGAACAGUUGGAGCGGGUGAUGAAACUGCACCGACAGCAGAUGGAGGAGCUGCAGGCGCUGUUACAGAGACAUAUGUUGGAUAAUACUCAACCUCUCUCUCCUCAUGCCGUUGUCGUUGUCGAUGUUGAGGAUAAUGUCGGAGGGUAUGAGGGCAGUAGUAGGGGUAAGCGAGGGAUAUGGAGAGUAGGGCAAGGUUGGAAGGGGCGUUGGUCGUCGUUCAGAUCGAGGCGACACAAUAGUCGCAGAGGGUCACCGUCACCUUUGGCGCGUACUCAGGGUCAAAGCCCACACGGAAUCGACAGCCCAAUGGUCCAACCAGACGACGUUGUACGAGGCCCCGAAGCCAUCCCCUACCCUCCUCCUCCCCCUCUUCUUAACACCUCCCACCAAGUGCUGCGUCGACUCAGUCAACUGACCGAUGCAUCGUCGAGUCGGGGGAGCGAUUGGUCGUUCGAGGCAUCGCCGUCGUCGCCAUCGUCAGAUAAGAGCAUGAUGAUCUCUGAAGAGUUGCGGCCGGAGGAGCGGUCGAUACUUGUGGACUCUUUCGAGAAGAUCAAUGCGCACUAUGACCGACAAUUCCGGAUCGCCGAGAGCGAGAUCCUGCAAGGUUCUUCUUCUGGGAGCGACGACGGGCACGAUGGAGAUGACGGUGUAGAUCGUAUUGAAUCUGCGGAGUCGGAGAAAUGA
Molecule: messenger RNA, 1347 nt
Organism: Linnemannia hyalina
Lineage: Eukaryota; Fungi; Mortierellomycota; Mortierellomycetes; Mortierellales; Mortierellaceae
Source: the annotation of a GenBank genome assembly